Botrytis byssoidea is the source of this 357-nucleotide messenger RNA. RefSeq lists its product as uncharacterized. Lineage: Eukaryota; Fungi; Ascomycota; Leotiomycetes; Helotiales; Sclerotiniaceae. Bases 1 to 357 code for a protein of 118 amino acids. The record is from RefSeq and is a predicted model, not a curated record. The transcript has a single exon.
AUGAGAGGAGAAGAAACCCCCAAGAAUAACACAGGUGACAAGCAUCAAAGGGACCCUUCAGGAAGCCACAGCAGUGGAUCGAGGAUCCAUGAAGGCCUGGAUAUAUCUUGUACAUGUCUGCCAGUCGCUUCUGAAAUAGUCAACUUUCAAGAAGUCAAGAAGAUCAUGUCAGCCUUUGAAGAGGCGGGAGAAAACGAUUGUGAGGGAUCUAACCGAUAUGUAUAUCGGGACAAGAUAAUCGAAAGGUUCCGUUUGGGUAUCGAGAAAUUGUCAUGUGAGACACUCAAAGAAAUUUACGAGAGCAUCAUGGGGAAAAGUUUUCAGAAGAACGGAGCACGAAUAACCAAAAAGAAGUGA